ACACAUUGACGACAUUGCUCCUCAAGAAAAGUAGAGUGAUUGAUUUUGCAUGUGAUUGUGUUCAUCUCUAUGUAGCUGUUGGUGCUUUCUUGAUUUUCAGGCAGAAUGGUGACUCAUUUUUUUGUUUGUUUCGAUUUUUUUUACAAUGCAUUUUAGGAGGUGUCUUCCAUGCCGUUAUCAUUAUUUUAUAUGAGAAUUUAAACUAGAAAUUGACCGUUUUGUUUAUGAGUGGGUCUCUCUCUCUCUCUCUCUCUCUCUCUCUCUCUCUCUCUGAAUGGUGACCCAUUUUGUUGUUUGUUUCAAUUUUUUUUUUUUUUAUAAUGCAUUUUAGGAAGUUCUCUUUCAUGUUCUUAUCGUUUUAUCUAUGAGAAUUUAAACUAGAAAGUGUACUUUUUGUUAAUGGGUGGGCUUCUUUCUCUAUAUAUGCACCCAUUAUUGAUCUCUCUCUUAAUCAUGAUGCUUGGAACUUUCGAGCUUAUGGCAUUGAAUAAGAAACGAAACUAAGAAUCAAAGCAGAUUCCACCAGAGAGAAUGUGCGAAGAUAAGAAAGAUGAUAACCAUCAGUCAGAAAGAGCUCUGCCCGUGCUUGAUCAGGAUCUUAACUGUCUUCCCUUUCCAGUACCCACAUCAGAGUUUUCUGAAAAUCAACAAUUUGACCAAAGUACACCAGGUAUUCUGGUAAAUAAGAAAAGGAGGGCUGCAACUGAACAUGUAGCUAGAAUUGCUUUGGCUGAUCUUGCCAAGUACUUUGACCAUCCAAUUGUUGAAGCUUCGAGAAAAUUAAAAAUUGGAGUCACUGUACUCAAGAGGAAGUGCAGAGAAUUUGGUAUUCCUCGAUGGCCGCAUAGGAAGAUCAAAUCUCUUGAUAGUCUCAUUCAUGAUCUACAGGAGGAGGUGGAACGACAGCAAGAGGGGAACAAAGCUGCAGCCAUGGCAGUGGCGAAGAGGCAAAGAAUGUUGGAGUGUGAAAAAGAAGUCAUAGAAAGGAAGCCUUUCACAGAGAUACAGAGAGAGACAAAGAGAUUCAGGCAAGAUGUUUUUAAGAGAAGGCAUAGGGCUAGAGCUCUCAAGAACUAGUGCUAGUUGGUCUCACCCAGUAGGAUAUCAUCAGUAUAUUGAAAUUACAAGGUCAAGAUCUAACCAUUGGAGGCAACGCCGCCUGAAUACCGUUUGCAUCAUUGUGCUUCUGAUGGUGUUUAUGGCGUUUCAGAUCUCUUCUAUGAUCUGCAAUUUUGGCAUUGAUUUGUCAACAGAUCAAUGGCAUCUUUUUGGGUUAGGACCAAAUGUUUUGUGAGGUAGUAUGUGCAAUGGGCUUCCUUGAACCGACAAUGGUUGGGGUGGCCCUGGCUAGGCAUUACCCUUAGCAUGAGUCUAGCCCAUUUGUUUAUGAUCUAAGAUAUGUGAACUCUAAACUAGCCCCCCAUGGAAACCUUUUUCUGCCAUUUAUUUGUUUUGUAUUAUUACAUAUUCCGGCUGUUUCAAGCUUAAAUUUUAAAAUUAUGGAUAGAUCUAUAGGAAGGAUAAGUGAGCCAUAUAUUAGGCUGGCUUUCAUCAACUUGCUAAUAUCACAUUCUUGGAGUUAGAAUUUGACUUUGAACCUAAA
Malania oleifera is the source of this 1603-nucleotide messenger RNA. RefSeq names its product protein RKD5. Bases 532 to 1077 code for a protein of 181 amino acids. The transcript is spliced from 4 exons. Gene Ontology annotation, molecular function: DNA-binding transcription factor activity. The record is from RefSeq and is a predicted model, not a curated record. Lineage: Eukaryota; Viridiplantae; Streptophyta; Magnoliopsida; Santalales; Ximeniaceae.